AUGUCAAGAUCGAUAAGCAUGUCAUCGGCGUCGACCCAGCAGCCUGAGGCUGUGGCCGACAAGGUCCUCAAAAGGGCUGAAGUGGGCAAGAUGGCCCGCCAACUCCAGAGCCGCCUGGCCCUAGCACAAUUCAAGGCCAAGCGAGGCUGGGAAGACCUAUCACUCGACGUUAUCGAGCCCAAGAUCGAGGAAGAGCUGCGCCAGCGGAAGGCUGCCAUCCGCCGCAGACGCAUUGCCGACGGUGAAAUCCUGUCCGACUCGUCGUCGAGUGCAUCCGACCUGCCAUACCCCACAAGAGCCCUGAUGAGCUCUCCGCUAAAAGCACCCUUUUUUUCCGAUGCCAUCGGCUCCAGUAACGGCAGCACCGGCCACCGCAAACGCACAUAUAUAUCGAGCUUCGACGUCGAUGUCAACCUGUCCUCCAGUCCCACCAAGCGUUAUAGAGUCUCGCCCACAGCCCACAAGUCUUUUUCGAACCACGUAUCGUGGAGUGACACCCACCAGUUAGCAAAGUCGUCGCCUAUCAAGCAACGCCGCCAGACACACUUCAAGACCUCCAACGGGCCCGACGUGUCCUUUUUCCAGUCUUCAACAGGUCUCGACCGCAGUCUUGCUUCUCCCAACUUCGCCGCCCCCGAUGACGAUGAUGAUGAAGACCUCCUACCUGCCCACUCCUUCCAAGUGAAUGGAUCGAGGUCCUCGCCGCCCAGUACACCCCCAAUGCGCAACCGACGCCUCCCCCCGAACAACGCUGGCAAGGACGGUGCCAACUUUGAAUCAAGAGACGAGGGUGCACAGCUGCUACUAUACAUGAAGUCGUCACCAACCCCAGCCAAUCUACCUCCCAGGAGUCAGAUGGAGCCGCCUUCCACGCCACCCCCGAAGCACCUUGGCUUCACACCACAGGCAAUGUCGACACCCAACCUGAACAAUCCCUUGUUCCCCCACACGCCAGGCCAGGGCUUUGACUUUGCCGAUUACCUCACCUUCACGCCCAGUCCGGCGCAGAAGUCUUGGAAGACCCCCAAUGGCAUUGGAUCUGGCAGGACUCCCCGGACCGUGGCGAGAAGGCGGCUCGGGGCUCUUGAUCAACCAUGA
Molecule: messenger RNA, 1098 nt
Organism: Diaporthe amygdali
Lineage: Eukaryota; Fungi; Ascomycota; Sordariomycetes; Diaporthales; Diaporthaceae
Exons: 2
Coding region: 1-1098 (365 amino acids)
Source: RefSeq, a predicted model, not a curated record